Messenger RNA from Dovyalis caffra, 267 nucleotides. The record is from the annotation of a GenBank genome assembly. NCBI's taxonomy places the organism in Eukaryota, Viridiplantae, Streptophyta, Magnoliopsida, Malpighiales, Salicaceae.
AUGGGGGUGGCCCAAAACACGACAUCUAUACCUGUGAAUGUUGGCGUGGUUCUUGACUUGAAUGAUGUUUUGUAUGGAAGUAUUGGGUUGAGUUGCAUCAACAUGGCCCUCUCAGACUUCUAUGCCACUCAUGGAGACUACAAAACCAGACUGGUCCUCCAUAUCAGGGACUCCAAGAGAGAUGUUGUUGGUGCAGCUGCAGCAGGAAAAGUGUUUGCUGCUUUAAGAGGAGAGGCAGGAGAAGAUAUUCUAGGGACUGAGAAAUGA